Neolamprologus brichardi is the source of this 1200-nucleotide messenger RNA. Lineage: Eukaryota; Metazoa; Chordata; Actinopteri; Cichliformes; Cichlidae. The record is from RefSeq and is a predicted model, not a curated record.
AUGAGGCUGUAUGUGAUCAUUCCACUGUGUGCUCUGCUCACCGUCACCAAGCAGGAGCAUACGGAGUGUACAUGCGAGCUGAAUAACUCAGAGAGAAUAUUCCCCCAUGAAAAACUCAGAAAAGUUGAAAGCAGUACAUCAGACUGCAAAAGCAACAUCAUCCCACAGAAGUCUGUGGAGCUGAAGAGUCUACUGCAGGGGUUGGAGCAACGUCUUACCCAGCUGAGCAAUGAUGUGCUGAUCCUGGAAAAGGAGGAUGACAGAGGGCUGUAUGGAGUUCUCAGCCUGUAUCUUAUAGAGAAUGAAAUGAAUGAGAUCAAGCAGCUGAUUGACAAGCUCGACAGCACCACCCAGGAACACCAGAUCCUCGCUGCUAGCGCCACUCGCCAGCUGGAGAUCAUGAAAACAGAAAUGAAAGCGCUGGAGAAGUUCGACACCAUGCAGGUGAUAAAGGGACGACAAACCAUCGAGGUUCUGAGGACAGACCUGGACAGUUGCAAAAAGGAAGUGAAGGCACUCACCCAGCGUCCACAGCUUCCACAGGGUGAUUUCCCCAUCACACUGCUUCUUCUCCUUUCACUUCUUUUUCUGCCAGGAAAUGUCUAUAUCCACACCUCUAACCCAACUACCAACACCAUCCAGGGUCCAAAUAAUGUUCUGUAUGGAGGGGCUUUGUAUUACAACUGUUACAACCGAGAUGCUGUUUGUCGUUUCGACCUCACCACCAAACACAUUACUACCUUAGAACUACACCAAGGCACUAGAUAUAACUCAAAGGCUAACUUCUGCCACCUUGAGGAGUGUUACCCAUACACUGAUCUGGAUCUUGCAACGGAUGAAUCUGGUGUCUGGGUGGUCUUCACCACCUCCCUGGACUUUGGCAACAUGAUCCUGUCCAAGGUGGAGGAGGGUGAACCACCUGCACUUGGAAAGACCUGGCAAACGUCAGUGUACAAGCAAGCGGUGACCAACACCUUCAUGGCCUGCGGCGUUCUCUACGCCACACGUUACGUCAACCAAGAGCUCGAGGAGAUCUUUUACUCAUUCAAUACCGUGACGGGGAAGGAGCGGUUCAACCUAGGCAUCUUCAUCAGCAAGAUUUCUCCCAACAUUCAAGCCCUGAACUACAGCCCUGUGGACCAGACACUACAUGUCUACUCUGACUCCAACAUGGUUUACUAUAAAGUGAUUUUAGAGUAA